This is a messenger RNA of Porites lobata, 339 nucleotides long. The record is from the annotation of a GenBank genome assembly. Lineage: Eukaryota; Metazoa; Cnidaria; Anthozoa; Scleractinia; Poritidae.
AUGUCCGCUUACAACGGUGUGCCCGAAAUCACGUUAUCAAAGAAGUGCGCUAAAUAUUUACUGACAAGAAAUGCCGGCGAGAAAGCACUGUUCAGAAAAGAGUCUUUUCUGAUAGAAAAAGCAAAAACAAAGCAGGAAAAAGCGUUUCGGAGAGAAAGAGAACUGCUUAUACAUCGCGAGUUUAGAAACCGAGAACUGAUUCAAGCAACACAGCUGUAUGGAAGAACAAGCGUCACAUUAAAAAAGAUUUCAAGAUCCAAUAAAGGAGACAGUGAUUGGGAGGUAAAGAGUGAUACUUCGUACGCAAGGCAGCGAAGAAGACCAGGAGUUUUGUUCAAC